AUGGAUUCACCGCCAUCAAUCUCUCCAAAGCGCAAACAAGUGCCUAUGGCCAAUAUCUUCGGCACCAAGACACGUGCCCCUCUCUCCUCCGCGAUACCCUCAUCCUCUCCCGCAUUCGGCACUCCAGUGCACCCUCUAAAACCUUUCAAGGUAUCAGCGCCAUCGAAACAUGCGAUUCUCCCCAUCAUCCUGCCACCGGCCACCCUCAGACCCUUGGCCUUUCGAACAUUUACGAAGAAGCACAGUUUGACCCUUACGUCAACGGCGCUACAAGAACUCGCCACUUUCAUAGGUCGUCAUUGUGGCUCCGCAUGGCGAGAAGAGGGCUUAGCUGAAAAAGUAUUGGAAGAGGUGGCCAAAUGUUGGAAGGGUCGAAAUGGUGGUGUCAUCGUCGACGGCGCAAGCCCGGAGCUCAAGGACAUAUUGAAGACGUUGGAGGGGAACAUGAGUGGGGGUAAGAUUGUGACCGGUGCAAGAGGCCUGGCCCGGCAGAAUAGCCUUCUUCUCGAGCCAGGGCAAGAUGCAGCCUUUUCUAGUACAAGGCUAGGCAUCCGUCCAGCGCACUCCUCACUAGCGCGGGAAGAUAGCCAACAGAGUCUGGGAAUGUCCAAUUUGGAUGUUGAGGAAGAAGAGGAUGAAGAGAAUAUAAAGGAUGCAAGGAGAUGGCUUAGGGUUAUCGACGCAUAUGAGCAACCAAGGUUCUUUUACAAUGUUUCCAAGAAGCAUUUUGAACGAGAGACCUCGAAACCGUCCCUGUUACCAUCGGCAUCACAUAAAACUGCACUCUUUCGAAACAGAUAUAACGUUAUACAUCAAAGACUACUUAGAAACGAGUCAUUCCAAACAUCAGCCGUCGCUAGUGCCAGAGCCCCCUCACUUAAGCGCUCGUUAUCGAACCAACAGAACCAUAAGAUCACCCCGAUAGCAAACUUGCUAGGCCGACAUGGCAGCCAUCAUAUGCUUCUUGGCAUGUUGAACAUCCUACCGGCAGGAGGCCUUGCUAUUAGUGACUUGACGGCUACCAUUGCCUUGGAUCUUUCACAAGCCGUUGCCAUUCCCGAGGACUCGGCUUGGUUCACCCCAGGCAUGAUCGUGUUAGUAGAUGGCGUCUACGAAGAGGAAGAUGAAUCCGUCGGCAAGGGAUUGAGCGGUAGCAGUGGUGUCGGCGGAACGCUAGGAGGCAGAUUUCAAGGCUUCUUCAUCGGUCAACCACCUUGCGAGAAAAGAAAGGCGACACUGGGCGUCAGCGGCCCAGAUGGCGGUCAAGACCAUACUAUAGGAGGCGGAUUUGGUUGGAUCGACUUUCUCGGUGUUGGGAGCGAGAGGGCAGUUGGACCUCGCAUGCGAAAGCUUGAACAACGUUUACUCCCACGUCACUCCGCGGACGACGUAGCCAGUCGGGCCCGAAUGGUCAUCCUUGGCGAGGUGAAUCUUGACCAGCCACGGACCCUGCAAGCCAUGCGCAAGAUUCUGGCUCUCUAUGCCGCUGAGCCUGAGGGCUCAAACCCCAUGACGUUCAUCAUCACCGGAAACUUCACACAGCACGCCGUUCUUGCAAGAGGAGGCAGUGGCGGCAGUAUAGAAUAUAAGGAAUACUUUGACGCCUUAGCCUCGACCCUCUCCGACUUCCCUACCCUCCUUCAAUCUUCCACGUUUGUCUUCGUACCAGGAGACAAUGACGGCUGGGUCUCCUCCUUCACUGCCGGAGCUGCGACCCCAUUACCCCGGAAAGCCGCACCGGACGUCUUCACCUCGCGAAUCCGCCGCACCUUCGCUACCGCCAAUGCUGAGCUGGGCGCCAAGGGUGACGGUGAGGCCAUAUGGACCUCCAACCCAAGCCGCUUGACACUCUUCGGCCCCAACCAUGAAGUCGUUGUAUUCCGCGACGACAUAUCGGCCCGUUUCCGCCGCACAGCCGUCCGACUCAAGACGUCACAACAGAAUCAAGAAGAAAGGGAAGACGAAGAUGAUAUGAAUCUCGCAGCUGAUGAUGUUGUCAUGGAAGGAAAUGACCCUGGCGAGGAAGAGGGCGGCGCUAUGGAGGUUGACACCCCGAGUGACAAGCCAGCAGUGAAGCAGGUUAACUCGGGCCUUCAUCAGGACAUUCACACGGCGCGGAAGCUCGUCAAGACAAUUUUGGACCAGGGAUACCUCGCGCCCUUCCGCCAAGCCAUCCGCCCUGUGCACUGGGACUACGCUACGGCACUUCAUCUGUAUCCGCUGCCGACAUCCAUGGUGUUGGUGGACACGACGGCGCCACCCUUCUGUAUCACAUAUGAAGGUUGCCACGUUAUGAAUCCCGGUAGUAUCUUGGUACCUGGGCGCAACCGGGUUGGCCGCUGGAUAGAGUACGAGAUUGGCAAGAUCGGGAAGUUGAGGGAGACGGCGUUUUGA
Messenger RNA from Colletotrichum truncatum, 2394 nucleotides. Its product is annotated as DNA polymerase epsilon subunit. Gene Ontology annotation, molecular function: DNA binding. Gene Ontology annotation, biological process: error-prone translesion synthesis; DNA-templated DNA replication. The record is from RefSeq and is a predicted model, not a curated record. Gene Ontology annotation, cellular component: epsilon DNA polymerase complex. Lineage: Eukaryota; Fungi; Ascomycota; Sordariomycetes; Glomerellales; Glomerellaceae.